Molecule: messenger RNA, 932 nt
Organism: Lymnaea stagnalis (great pond snail)
Lineage: Eukaryota; Metazoa; Mollusca; Gastropoda; Lymnaeidae
Source: the annotation of a GenBank genome assembly
UGGAUCACCGACAGAGACGACUCUACCUGUAAUCAAGACAUCCAUCUACAGUCUGUUGCCGUAGCGUGGAAUAUUUCCUACCCAUUCUCAUGGUUGAGACUUACUGUCAAGGAUAAUGGUAUACAAGCACUUUUUAUUUUUUUUUUAUUUUUUUUUUUUUUUAAACGUCAAUUCUAACUCUAAGUUUUAUUCACACAGAAAAAAAAAAAAUCAUUAUAAAUCUAGAUGUAUUUGACGUUACUUCUAAACCCGUGAAAAACUACACAGCUCUAUUUCAUAUAAAUCGUAUCCGGAAAUUUAAUCGACAAAAAUUUCGUCGACGGUAAAUUGAUCGACGGUAAUUUGAUCGAACGGAAUUAUGGUCGAAUCUUUUUUUCAGUUGUUUAAGUUAAAAUUUUGCUUCAAAUGUCAUCUUAAACUCAUUAUUUUGUUUUACUAUAUUUUGUUUUACUUUUGUUCAAAAAGAAAUUUGACGAAAAUGUUAACGUGUGAAUUAAAAAAAAAAAAAUUCACCAAAUUUCCGUUCGAUCAAAUUUCCGUCGAUCAAUUUACCGUCGACGAAAUUUCUUUCGGUCAAAUUUCCGGUAACCCAAAUAAAUGGUUUAAAAAUAUGUUGGCCACAAGAAAGUUUUUUUUUUUUUAAUUGUUUAUUUUUUUAAUUUCUUAUUUGUAGAAAACUGAAAGUAACAAUAAUUUAUGUUACAUUUUUUUUUCUUCUGUUAGCAUACCUUGGAAACCUUAAAGUCUCUUUCAGAGCGAGUGGAAACUAUGAGACUGACUGCAGCAAUCAAAGAAUCUAUGUUAUAGACGCCAAAAAUUUGGACAUCAGUUGUCAGAUGAAAGUAGAUGUAAUGCAAGUCAUUAUUUCAGGACAGAGAGUUACUUCGCUUUGUUCACUUUAUAUUAGUGGUGGUGAGUACGUUCGUAACUGA